UUUUCUUUCUUUCCAAACAGGCAGCAGUAGCAGCAGGGAAGUGCAGAUCUUGCUCUUUAAUUUUGUCUACUUUCCCAUGUUUACACAAUGAACCUACCCCCACCACCCCCACUAUCAUCAUCCUCAUCAUCAACUUCAACUUCAAAGUUGCAAAACAAGUGGUCUCCAGCACCGGCAGAUCUGAAGAUGGACCGGAGAAAGAAGCAGAGGCCUCGAAACCCUUUGAAGGAUCUCAACCACGUUGCCACCACCAUUUCCAGCACCAACUCCUCCUCCUCUUCUUCCCAGUCUAUUGAAGUCCCUAGAGGCUGUCUCCGCUUCCUUCUUUCUAAUUCUUCUUCUUCCAAAUCCCCCCGUUACAGGCCUAAAGCGCUCUCCAAAACCCCCAAAUCGGCCCCAAAUGCCCGGAUUUCGAAACCCUCUAAAUCUAAACCCCGAAAGGAGAACAUCCCAAAACGUGCAGUUGGAGAUGAGCUUCAUAAGCCUAAGAAAAACCCACCUUGCCUCUACCAGUGGCAGUCAAGAGGUCCCCAUAAGACAAAGCCGAAUGCUAAUUCAGAUAAAAUAUCAUCUGGGUCUGAAGAUUUGAAGCAGAAGGGGUGCUUGGUGAGGGGAGUUGAUGAGGCUGGUGAGGCUAUUCAGGCCAGCCUGAGAGGUGUUGCCGAUGAAAAUUCUACUCCUGUGAGUAAGUUACCAUCUGGGUCUAGUUUGGAUUUUGCAUUUGAUAAGGCUGUGGAAGAGAACUCAAAUGGUAGCAACAAUAAAACACCUCCUGUUCAGCCCUCAGUAUCUCCAGAGAUACAAUGUGGGUCAUCUCUGAUGGCCAUAACGCCUGCUUGUUAUGGUGCAGGCCACGUUCUUUCUGGGGUCACUGAUAAGAGGAAAUGCAGGGCUAGGGGGAUCCUUACAAUAGGGGAAAAUCAUAUGCUAAGCUUUGAUAAAUGUAAGGCUUUUGAUAAUGAUGUUCAAAGUGGUGUAGGUUCUGUUGACGAUUCUAGAGUAUCUGUGGUCCCUUUACCUACUGAAGCCUCAAUGCAUUGGCUCUUAUCUCCUCAAGGCAAGAAGGAUGAGAAUCUGAAGGAAGGUUCUGAAAACCCAUGUGGAAGGUUGGCUUUGUCUCCUUCUCCGCUUUCAGAUAUGUGUAAUUUUAGUGACAAAACUACUAACACCAUUACUAGUAGUAGUAGUAUUGAUAGGAGGAGUAGGAAGUCUCUGCUUUCGCCAAAUGGGCUCCAUGAAUUUCAAGGGUUUCCAGGGUCUUUAUCUGAUUACAUGGUUGGUUGUUCUUCCUUGUCUCCACUACAUGUUACACCUUGUUGCAAGGCACAAGAAGAGAUAAAGUACCGGUAUAGCCUUGUUGAGGAAAGUACUCCAAUAUCCAUGAGAACUGAUUCAUUGGGUAGUGGGAAUGUUAUUCAAACUCCACAAUCAGAUUCAAGUUCAGAUAGGCAUGCUGGGUCGACUUUGUUAAAUGCAGAUGUCUGUAAGGACCGACAAUUUGAAUCUGAGCUUGACUCAUUGGCAGAAGUUCUUCAGAUGACAAGCUUUUCUCCAAAGAGUCAUAUAUCAAUGUGGGAUCCAUCUGGCUUGAGUUCCCAGUUUGAUCAACUGCCUACACCUUAUAAUUCAAUCGACCUUAGCCGACUUCAAAAGACGUUGGAGAGGGCUUCUUGGAAUUCUAGUUCUACAUUAGAGAAUGUGUCACAUUCUCAGAUGAGGAUAUCAUGGAGAGAAGGUUUAAUCAGUCGGAUUUUUGAGAUGGAUGAGUUGGAUUGCUGCAGAUGCUUAUCUGAUGAAGAGGAAGAUGCUAAUGGCUGCAGUGAUGACCAGCUUAAAUCCCAUCUAAGUCCUGGACUCAAUGUUGAUGUAGGGAAUGAUCAGAUUUUAACCGCAGAUUUUGGGUCUUCAAAAUUCUUAGAUUGUAAACCAGGUGCUGAUAGAAAAGGCAAAGAAAAGCUUCUUCCUCAGAGACCAAUUGCUUGUGCAGAGUCCGUAAGCACUGAUGGCGGUGGCCUGGUCGCUUCAGGGGAUUCAGACUGGACCUUAUGCUACAAGAACCAUUUGUUUGAAGAAUAAUUUAUUGCAUUUGUUUUUCUUCGUUUCUUUAGUAAGUGCAGCUAAACUUAGGUCAAAGUGGUUUUCUCUUGGUGGUAAUCAAUAGUAGCCACUCAAGAAUCACUUAUGUAUUCUAUUUUUUUUUUCCCUGUAAUUUGAUGUUCAAUUGUGUUUCACAAAAUUUCUUUCAUAUAUUAUAUUUUCUCUUCAUUCCAUUGUAUGGAAUGCAUCUA
This is a messenger RNA of Vitis riparia (riverbank grape), 2288 nucleotides long. RefSeq lists its product as uncharacterized. The transcript has a single exon. NCBI's taxonomy places the organism in Eukaryota, Viridiplantae, Streptophyta, Magnoliopsida, Vitales, Vitaceae. The record is from RefSeq and is a predicted model, not a curated record. The coding region runs from base 88 to 2076 and encodes 662 amino acids.